Penicillium odoratum is the source of this 1311-nucleotide messenger RNA. Its product is annotated as glutamate 5-kinase. Gene Ontology annotation, cellular component: cytosol; cytoplasm. The transcript is spliced from 3 exons. The record is from RefSeq and is a predicted model, not a curated record. Bases 1 to 1311 code for a protein of 436 amino acids. NCBI's taxonomy places the organism in Eukaryota, Fungi, Ascomycota, Eurotiomycetes, Eurotiales, Aspergillaceae. Gene Ontology annotation, molecular function: glutamate 5-kinase activity; ATP binding; RNA binding.
AUGACUAAAGACCGCAAUCGGACUGACAUUGGUGCGUUACAAAUAGGAACAAGUUCGAUUGUCGACGAGAAAACACAUGAACCUAUUCUCUCUAUUCUCACAUCAAUCGUGGAAACGGUAGCAAAGCUGCGAAAAGAUGGUCAUCGAGUCGUUCUAGUCUCGUCGGGUGCAGUCGGUGUUGGUCUGCGAAGAAUGGAUGUCGACGACAGACCAACCUAUCUGCCUCGAAUACAGGCACUUGCUGCUGUUGGUCAGUGCCGACUCAUGAGUCUCUGGGAUAACCUCUUCUCUCAUCUUCGAGUCCCUGUUGCUCAGAUUCUUCUGACGAGAAAUGACAUUGCCGAUAAGAACACACAAUACGUCAAUGCCCAGAAUACGUUUGAGCAACUGUUUGAUAUGGGUGUGAUUCCUAUUGUCAACGAAAACGAUACCCUGGCUGUUUCCGAAAUCAAAUUUGGCGACAACGAUACCCUUUCCGCAAUCACUGCGGCCAUGGUCAAGGCCGAUUACCUGUUCUUGAUGACCGAUGUAGACUGCCUAUACACGGCUAAUCCGCGUAGCGAUCCCGACGCUCAGCCGAUUGAAGUCGUUUCUGAUAUUUCAACCUUGGAGGCUGAUGUUUCAUCCGCCGGUUCAGCUCUGGGCACCGGGGGUAUGAGCACCAAGAUUGUGGCUGCAAAGCUUGGCACCAGUGCCGGUGUGACGACUAUUAUCACCAAAAGCUCAAAGCCCGGGAAUGUUCAUGAGAUUGUCAAGUAUCUACAGACACUUCAAAAUUUCGGGAACGAUGACGCUGCGACUAUCGCCAAUCUACCGAAACCCCCUCUCCACACUCGAUUCCUGCCCUCUGACGCCCCAAUCCAGUCUCGAACAUUCUGGUUACUCCACGGACUGACACCCCAUGGCUCUUUAUACAUUGACCAGGGCGCCUACGAGGCACUCCUUAAUAAGGCGAGUCUUCUCCCUGCUGGGGUACUUGGAGUCGAGGGUCAUUUCGGACAACAAGAAGCUGUACGCUUAAUUGUUGUGGAUCGGCCCUCUCCCGAUGCUCUGAAUGGGGAUUUCCCUCACCACGCCCAGGAACCUAAGGAAGUGGGUAGAGCGAUUGUGAAUUAUGGAAGUAUCGAGAUCGCACAUAUCAAGGGCCAUCGCAGCACGCAGAUUGAGGCAUUGCUUGGUUAUGCGGAUAGCGAUUAUGUGGCACUGCGGGACAAUAUCUCGUUUCACCCUGAAGAUCGGCACAACCACCCAGUGACUGCAGCAUUAAUCCCAGCUCUGGAGGAGUGGAAGUCUCCCCAAACAUCACCAUGA